UUUUCUAUAAAAAAAAAUCCGCAUUUUCUUCAAAUUUAGCCUGAAAACCAUUUGUUGCAUCUAGGGCCUAAAUAGCAAUAUCUGAUAGAAUCUAAGCUCCCAAUUUCAAAUGCCGUUAUGACCGUGACCACUGGCCUUUCUGAGAUUCUUUUUACCCUUCUAGUCGUCGCUCACUCCGGUUUCUUCUGCUAAUGCGUGCUCGUCUCGGAACCAUACCCUUCAUCGCGUCCCUCCUCGAUGAAUGCUCAUCCACCAAAUCCCUCCACAAACUCAAACAGAUUCAUGCCAAAACGAUUUUGCUUAAUAUUUCAAGCCACUCUUUCGUCCGAAACAAGCUUCUCUCAGCCUACGCCUCCUGUUCCCAAAUGCGCGAAGCCCAUAUCCUCUUCUUCUUCACUUCUCGCCAACCCACUUUCCUCUACAACUCCCUCAUCAGAGCCUACUCUUCUCUUCACCAAUUCUCUCAAUCCCUCGCCAUUUUUCACCACAUGAUCAUUGCCCAAAGGCCCUUUGACAUUUUCACAUUGCCUCCCGUUCUCAAAUCUUGCGGACACUUAUCUCAUGUAACACUUGGAAGACAGCUCCAUGGAGCUGUUGUGGUUAAUGGGUAUUCAUUCGAUUUGGCAAAUAACAAUUCUUUGAUCAGUAUGUAUGGAAAAUGUGGUGAAUUGGAGUGUGCGAAGAAACUGUUUGAUGAAAUGUCUGUAAGAAGUUACGUAUCGUGGUCCGCAUUGAUGAUGGGAUAUGAGAAGUUUGGGAUGGCGUCGGAAGUUCUUGGUUUGUUUGAACAAAUGGCGGGGAUGGGGAUGGCGGUUGAUGAGGUGACGUUGACUACAGUUUUGACAACAUGCAGUCGCGAGGGGAUGGUGGAAAAGGGGAAGGAGGUUUUUGAGAAUAUGGAAGAAAGGUUUGGAGUGAAGCCUGGAUUAGAGCAUUAUACAUGUAUGGUGGAUAUGUUAGGGAAGGCGGGAUUGGUGGAGGAAGCUGAGGAGUUGGUGAUGGGCAUGGAGUUAGAGACUGAUCGGGCUUUGUGGAAUGCUUUGUUGGCCGCUUGUAGGGUUCAUGGGAAGGUGGGGGUGGCUGAAAGGGUGGAAAGAAGAUUUGUGGGAUAAGCUUGAAUGUGGCUUAUGGGAUUAUUUUCUUGGUAUGGAAUGGGAUUUCUGUUGCUACAAAAACUAUGCCUCAAUGCUACAGAAGCUGGGUGUUGGAUACAAAUAAUCAAUACAUUUAAAAUGUAAUCAAGGCGAAAUCCAAGGCGAUGAAGACAUAAUAUGGAAUACUUCGUUGAUGAUGGUCCACCUUCCAUAUGUAAUCAAGUUGCAAUCCGGCGUCAAACAUGUGUCCUGGAAGCUCAUGUAUCAGUGAUGAGGCUACACCCAAGGUUUUAUUUUGCCUGAUUUUGGCGUCUUUCUAUAAGAACCUAGAACUGUGAAGAUAGUCUCCUUAAAAUGGUUCAUUGCUUAAUAAUUCCUUUGGGCUGAUUUUAGCACUUCAAUGGCAAAUUCUGUCAUGUUUGUACCUUUGUGUUGUGUUAUAAGUACUCUGAUGUUUGCUUGCUCCUCAUAGGAGAAAGGACGCUCUCACCAUAAUUGCAUGAAAGGUCCAAUCUGUGUUUGCGUUAAA
Gossypium arboreum is the source of this 1623-nucleotide messenger RNA. RefSeq names its product pentatricopeptide repeat-containing protein At1g03540-like. The record is from RefSeq and is a predicted model, not a curated record. The transcript has a single exon. Gene Ontology annotation, molecular function: protein binding; RNA binding. The coding region runs from base 192 to 1112 and encodes 306 amino acids. Gene Ontology annotation, biological process: RNA modification. NCBI's taxonomy places the organism in Eukaryota, Viridiplantae, Streptophyta, Magnoliopsida, Malvales, Malvaceae.